Messenger RNA from Pyrenophora tritici-repentis Pt-1C-BFP, 813 nucleotides. Its product is annotated as Atrophin-1 domain containing protein. The record is from RefSeq and is a predicted model, not a curated record. NCBI's taxonomy places the organism in Eukaryota, Fungi, Ascomycota, Dothideomycetes, Pleosporales, Pleosporaceae.
AUGUCGAAUAAUACUACCGCCUUAACGCCUUUGUCUUUGGAGGAAGUGCUACACAUUUACCUUCUCUGUUUCGAAACAGCCGCCGAUACCAUCCCUGAAGAACCUGUGGCAUACACGGUGCCAUACCGCCACCUUAGCGUCCCAGUCCCAAUCUGGCAACUCUGGACGCGCAAGGUCGUGAAGGAUAAAGGUCCGCCCAAAAACUGCAAGCGCAUCCCUAAACUGCCUGUGAGGCUGCAAGAAGCACUCGCACGCAAAGAUCUUUGCGGUUACUUUUGCUGGUUGCUUGAGCGAGAAGUCAACGAGAAGAUUGCAGAGCGCUUUGGUGGCUCUGCGUUGUGGGUGUUAUUCAAGCCGAAGAUCAAUUUUCUCCUGGCUUUUCGCGACUGCCGGAACCAGCCUAAUAUCCCUUUGCACUCCGUGCUGCUCAUCGAAACACCAGGCAAGGAAACGAUGAUAAUGGAUGGAACAUUGAGGCAGUACCUAUGGGCGCCCUCAACUUGGCUGCAGACAAUGGGGGAAUGGGAGGAUAGGCGGGUCGACAAGAGCAAUGGGGGCCGGGGCUUUCAACGUAACCCAUCCUACUGCAAAAAGGAUGUGGAACAAUCUGCGCGUAAAAACGACAAGGGAUACUGGAAAGUUGUCCGUGAGAGAAUGACCAAACUGCUGAAGGACAUGAACUGGGACGAACUGGAGAGCUUGGAGACUGGAAAGCGCAUUGAGCUUGUAAGGGAGAUGGCACGGGAAAAGUUUGCGGGUGUAUGGGAGGAUGCCUGUGAUCCUCAUCAAAGGCACAGCAAUGAACAUAGAUAG